CUGCACGAGACUGCUCGGACAUUCAUCAUAGAGGUGUGACUGAGAGUGGUGUCUACAGGAUCUCCCCUCAGAGUUCUGCAGAAGGUGUGAGUGUACUGUGUACGAUAGAAGAGGAACACAUGUGGACGGUGUUCCUCGCCCGCCAGCGCCAGACUCCACAAGAGAACUUCAACAGGCCCUGGCAAGACUACAAGACUGGCUUCGGUGACCCAAGUGGAGAAUAUUGGCUGGGUAAUGACAACCUUCACGCCCUGACUAGCGGAGGUCGUCGUUACCGACUCAAGGUGAUCGCUACCAACCUGCAAGGAGAACAACAUUCUGCAGAGUGGGAGACGUUUAAGGUGGCCAAUGAAGCUAACAAGUAUAAACUCACAGUGGGAGCUACACCACACCAGCACCAAUACACCUUGUGA
Cherax quadricarinatus is the source of this 413-nucleotide messenger RNA. Lineage: Eukaryota; Metazoa; Arthropoda; Malacostraca; Decapoda; Parastacidae. The record is from RefSeq and is a predicted model, not a curated record.